This is a messenger RNA of Acanthaster planci (crown-of-thorns starfish), 1751 nucleotides long. RefSeq lists its product as uncharacterized. The record is from RefSeq and is a predicted model, not a curated record. NCBI's taxonomy places the organism in Eukaryota, Metazoa, Echinodermata, Asteroidea, Valvatida, Acanthasteridae.
UCCGUGUGGGUAAACUUUCAUUUCAAGUGCAUUUAAACGCGAGGAAAGUACGGAACUGACACUGUCGCUUGCAGUCGGAAACGCAACUGAAAGGAUAUCGUCUUAAAGAUCACUGACGUCAUCCAUUACCAACAAUGAAGCCAACAGCAGUACUAACGCUAGCAGUCUUUUGCACGUUCUACACCAUUGCCACAGCUGCCUCGUUAUCAAGGGGUGAAGCAGAUACUGUUUUUCCACUGAAAGGAGACGAGCUGAGAGAUUUGGCUGACAAGGUGGACGCGUACAACCAAAUUGUCCACACAUUUUCAAGAAGCAGCGAAUUCCAGUCGAUGCUAAAACGGUCCUCUUCCGGGUGCGCAGAAUAUUUCGGCGGCUGCGCACAAUUGAAGCUGGGACAAGAUGCCCUAUCACGCAUGCUCGCAGACAGCAAUUCCCGCUUCGGCAGUGGAGGGCCAGGAAAGAGGAGGCGAUCUGUGGACGCGGUGGCUGAGGACAAGGCGUAAAUGGAUGCAUUCCAUUAGGUAGUCCAGGACGAUGCACCACAGGGCUUUGUUCAACCCACAACGCUUCUACAAACAUCCCCCCACCGUACCACACCGCGUCAAAGUUUGACCCUGCCGCCAUUUUGCUUGUCAACCUUAGCAGUGCCGUCUUGCUCAUCUACGAGACAAUUCUGCUUUCCUCCAAUGGAGCGUCAUAUUGACGGUCCAAUGAUCGAAGCACUUGGUACUUCACGAAAACCUCACCUGGCGCAUCCUCGGUUGUCAACAGAUAUGGCGGCAUUUCCGUUUUCAGGAAUAUGAACAAAGUCAUGUUCAUUAUCAAAGAAAAUCGAAGAUUACCGAAUUGAUGAGCCGCGUGCAUUUUUCUUGCUUAAAAAAAUCAACGGAUAGAAAAAGUUUGUUUUAAACCAUUAGAGCUGUUAGUACUAUGCGAAUGAUACGAAUGAACGAACUGUGUAAAUAAUCCUGAUUUCUAUUCAAAUUCACAAUUCGAUCAAGACAAAUAUUUCAAGGGUAAAUGGCGCCGUCGAUCUUUCGAUAUUUCUUUACUGCAGUAUUUUGUCACAAGCCAAACAGAGCAAAAUACGAGCACUUGCACGCGUCGGCCCGCACUCUGCACCAUCGUUUUUAUUUACUAUAGCCCACACUGACAAAGCCUACACCAAACAGUGGCAUUUAUCUAAUGACGUACCAUUAUGUAAACAUCAAAGAGAUUCCUCAUGUAAUUUUGUUUUAAAUGCACAUGUAAAUACAGCAUGCUCUAACAAGAUUCAUAAAUGGUGUUAUUUUUACUAGAGGAUGAUCCAGCGCCGUACUGAAUUAUUUCCAAACGGGCAGAGUAUGGCGGUUAGGUUAUGAUUAUAUAAUCGAUGCUUAGAUUUCACUUGCCGGUAUUUUCUCGACACCAGUGUUCAAAAUCAACCUCUGUUCAAAUCUAAAGUCUCCGGGUAUGGUUCCCAUAUUGCCUGCCGGCAAUCAGCUUGUUGUGCAAGUCUGGGAGCCAAUCUGUUUAAAAAGCAAAGCUCGUCCCCAGAUGUAACGAUUUGAAUCCCGGGCUUGUAAACUACAUGUUUAGUGUGUUGACGAAGAGAUCAGUAAAUAUUUUCCACUAAACAGCGACACUGCGGUUGUGAGAACUGUGCUCAAAUAUCAACACUGGCAAUUUUAUGUAUAAAUAUUUAUUCGCCAGCGAAGGACUGUAACGAUUUGAGUUUAAUAAAUUGUUUUAGUGGCAAGUGCUUCAAACAA